Molecule: messenger RNA, 603 nt
Organism: Lycium ferocissimum
Lineage: Eukaryota; Viridiplantae; Streptophyta; Magnoliopsida; Solanales; Solanaceae
Product: disease resistance protein RGA2-like
Exons: 1
Coding region: 1-603 (200 amino acids)
Biological process (GO): defense response to fungus
Molecular function (GO): ADP binding
Source: RefSeq, a predicted model, not a curated record
AUGCUUUUAAAAUCAGGUGUUGUGGGGAGGGACAUCGAUAGAGAUACUGUUGUUGAAAUGCUUUUAAAAUCAGGAAAUGAAGCAAACCUUUUUGUAUUUCCGGUUGUUGGAGUUGAAGGCAUUGGAAAGACUACUCUUGCAAAAUUGGUGUAUAAUGAUCCAAGGAUAGUUAGUCAUUUUCAAUUGCGUUCGUGGGCUCAUGUGUCUCGUGUGUUUAAAGUAGAGAAAUUGUUGGAACAAAUUGUGAAUUCAGUUAGAGAAGAUAUAUGUGAGAAUCUUGAUGUGAAUGAACUGCAGAAUCUAGUUCAGGAGACUUUGUAUGAAAAGAAUUAUUUGAUUGUUUUAGAUGAUGUGUGGAAUGAGGACCCAGUGAAGUGGGAUGAAUUGAAGAAGUUGUUGAUGGUGGGUGCUUGUGGAAGCAAGAUUCUUGUAACUACUAGGUUAGAGGAAGUAGCUUCGGUGAUGGGGACGGUUCCUGCAUACUGCUUGAAGGGUUUAUUAAGUGAAGAUUGUCUGACUUUGUUCUUGAGAAACGCCUUUGAACAAGGUCAAGAAGUGUAUUAUCCAAAUCUCGUUGGGAUCGCGCCAGAGGAAAUCCCUUAG